Messenger RNA from Morone saxatilis (striped sea-bass), 1013 nucleotides. RefSeq names its product potassium channel tetramerization domain containing 6a (gene kctd6a). Gene Ontology annotation, molecular function: protein binding. The record is from RefSeq and is a predicted model, not a curated record. Gene Ontology annotation, biological process: protein homooligomerization. NCBI's taxonomy places the organism in Eukaryota, Metazoa, Chordata, Actinopteri, Moronidae.
GACCGAAAAACGACACGACAGAAUAAUAAGUAUAUUAAGUAUGAGGGAUAACAGUAUUAUUGCUUUUCACAUCAAUAACCUUUUUCCAACUUCUUUGCUUCUCUGCUUUUCUCUGUUUUAGGAUAUAUAUAUAUAUAUAUAUAUAUAUAUCAUUAAAUAUUUGGGGGUUUGAACUCAAAAUACAAAAAAAAUCACCUUGCAAUAGAGUUGCAUAGAUUAUUUCUGUCUUCCCGGAAGUUGUCAUCUACCGGACAGGAGCGUCACUGAUGAUAAGAAAGAAGCAGCUGUUGAUCAAAUGCUGAAAUAAAACAGGUUUAAUGAACAGAAAGUAAUCCCAAUACCUGAGGUUGCACACCCCGAUACAGUAGGUGGCGGUAUGUACCUUUACCGUCGGUCUGCAGUCCGCCAUUCAACCGAAGCAGCAGCAGCAGCAGUGAUGGAGCCGUUACUAUUAUAAAGCUACAUCCUCAACUUCCUGCGGACGUCAGAGCUGACGCUGCCGUGCGACUUCAAGGAGACUGAGCUGCUCAGGAAGGAGGCUGACUUCUAUCAGAUCGAGCCCCUGAUCCAGUGCCUGGGAGACCCCAAACCCCUGCUGCCCUACCCCACUGACACCUACGAGGAGGUGGUGGAGCUGUCCAGCACCAGGAAGCUGUCCAAGUACUCCAACCCCGUCGCAGUCAUCAUCACCCAGCUCACCAUCACCACCAAGGUCCACGCAGUGUUGGAGUCUAUCUCACGCAGUUUCACAAAGUGGAACAAACACAUGAUGGACACCAGAGACUACCAGGUGUCCUUCACCUUCGGACCAUGUGACCAUCAACAGGAAGUCAGCCUGCGUGUCCACCUGCUCGACUUCAUCUCCAAAGCUGGCUUCACAAUUCGCAACACUCGUGUUCAUCACAUGAGCGAACGGGCAAAUGAGAACACAGUUGAACAUCACUGGACGUUCUGCAGAAGAGCUCACAAAGUCGACGACUGACGGAUGAACUGAUGAAUGGACGGAGAGAACA